UCUCUCUCUCCCUCUCUCUCUCUCUCUCUCUCUCUCUCUCACGGAAGAGCCACCGUCUAGUUGUUCCCCGCGAAUCGGUACUCCGUGGUUUUUGAGAUACACACACACACAGAGAGAGACACACACACACACACGGAGAGACACACGGGCGCGCGUCAUGGCGCACGUCGCGCACCUGUUCGUCGCGCUGGUGUGGAUUAUUUCGGUGCACGGAUCUCUCUGCAGCGGCAGCGACGCCGGCUUUGGUGUCGGCGUGUUGAACCGGAGGCACGAGCAUCACCGCCUCCUCGCUGAGGGUCCCGAGGAGGAGACCGGAGCGGCACCGGAUGCACCGCGGAGGCUCGCGAGGUCGCCGAAUGUGGCGUCUCUGCUGAGCAGCUCGUUCGUGCUGAAAGGCGACGCCGCGCACAACCAGGCGAUGGUUCACUGGACGGGCGAGAACAGCAGCGUCAUCCUCAUCCUGACGAGAUAUUACCACGCUGAUUCCAGCAAAGUGCUCGAGAGCUCCCUCUGGAGGUCCAAUGAUUAUGGAACCACCUACAGCAAACUCAACCUGAUGCCUGGAACCACCAUCAUCGUCACGAAUUUCUACAUCUGCCCCAGUAAUAAGAGGAAGGUGAUUCUGAUCAGCUCUACCAUUAACGAGCAGGAUCAGAUGCUCUUCAUCAGCACAGAUGAGGGAGCGUCGUUCCAGAGACAGCCAUUGUCCUUCACCGUGGAGACGCUCCUGUUCCAUCCGUCAGACGAGGACAAACUGCUGGCUUACAGCAAAGAGGCCAUGGUCUACGUGUCUACUGAUCUGGGGAGGAAAUGGACACUGCUGCAGGAACGAGUGACCAAGGACAGAGUCUUUUGGUCUGUGGCCGGGGUGGAUGUUGACCCUAAUUUGGUGCAUAUGGAGAUACAAGACACUAGUGGAGGUUACCUCUAUGUGACAUGUCUGAUACAGAACUGCUCGGAUAAGAUGGUGACGGCUCAGUUUCUGGGUAAAAUCGACCACAAUUCGCUCUCGGUGCAGAACGACUACGUGUUUGUGAAGGUUACCAUGGCUAAUCGUACAAAGUGCUAUGUCUCAUUUCGAAGGAAUGAGUUUGUGCAGAUGCGCUUGCCCAAGUUCUCCCUGCCGAAGGAUGUGCAGAUUGUGAGCACGGAUGAGAACCAGGUGCUGCUGGCCCUGCAGGAAUGGUACCAGACGGACACGUAUAACCUGUACGCAUCAGACCAGCAGGGUGUUUAUUACUCCAUCUUGUUGGAGAACGUGCGCAGCACCAAACAGCCCGAGGAGAACGUCGUCAUCGAUGUGCUGGAGGUGCGUGGCAUCAAAGGCGUCUUCUUAGCCAAUCAGAAAGCAGACGGCAAAGUCAGGACCCUCAUCACAUAUAAUAAAGGACGGGAUUGGGAGCCACUGGCUCCGCCCACCGCUGACAUGAAUGGCAAACCGGUGAACUGCAAACAGCCAGACUGUCACCUUCACCUCCACCUGAGAUGGGCUGAUAACCCAUACGUUUCUGGGACGGUCCACACGAAAGACUCCGCCCCCGGCCUCAUCAUGGGUGCAGGCAAUCUGGGCUCUCAGUUGGUGGAAUACAAAGAGGAGAUGUACAUCACCAAUGAUUGUGGAAAGACCUGGAGACAGGUGUUUGAAGAGGAGCACCACGUCCUGUAUCUGGAUCACGGUGGCGUCAUCGUGGCCAUCAAAGACACGUCCAUCCCAUUAAAGAUCCUCAAGUUCAGUGUGGACGAAGGACGUACGUGGAGCAUCCACAAUUUCACCAGCACGUCGGUGUUCGUGGAUGGAUUGCUGAGCGAACCCGGAGAUGAGACGUUGGUUAUGACUGUGUUUGGUCACAUCAGCUAUCGUUCGGACUGGGAGCUGGUGAAGGUAGAUUUCCGACAGUCUUUCCCCCAGCAGUGUAACGAGGAUGACUAUGACUCAUGGAAACUCACUAAUCUACAGGGAGAGUGUUGCAUCAUGGGACAGGAGCGAACGUACAGAAGAAGGAAGGAGUCAUCUCUAUGCAUUAAAGGGAAGACCUACACGUCGGCGCUAACGGCUAAACCCUGUCAGUGCACGGAGAAAGACUUCAGCUGUGAUUAUGGAUUUGAGCGCAGCCUGAAAGCAGAGGGUGAUCGCUGUUACCAUGACUUCUGGCACGAUCCUGAAGCUCCACCCGAAAACUGCAAUUUGGGACACACCUACCAGACCAGCACAGGGUACCGUAAGCUCAUCUCGAACGUGUGUGAAGGCGGAGUGAAUAAAGAAGAGAGCGGAAAGCAGCACGCCUGCCCUCUGAUGCCCCCUGGAGGACUACAACUGGGCAUCAAGGGGCAGAUGCUUACUGCGGCGCCUGGUGAUGACAUCACCUUCAUCGUCCACCAGGAGCGGGGUGAUACGAGCAGUACCCGGUACCAGGUGGACCUGUCUGACGGAGUCCGGGCGAUUUAUCAGAACUUAACGGUGACGGAUGAACCGAUCCAGCAUCGUUACGAGAAGCCGGGUUUUUAUCGGGUCAGCGUGAAGGCGGAGAACACAGCCGGUCACGAUCAGGCCAUGCUGUACAUCCGGGUCACACUGCCUCUACAGGAAGUCCAUCUGGAGGUGGUGCCCAUCGCAGGAAGGAAACAGGAAGUGAACCUGACCGCUGUGGUGCUUCCUGAGGACUCGAACCUCACCGUCUUCUACUGGUGGAUCGGAGCGGAGCUGCAGCCGAGGCUGACGCUGGAGAACAGCAUUCGCACCAGUUUCUCAGAAGAAGGCGAGAUCUCCGUCGCCGUCCAGGCAUCUAACGGACGCUCCACGGUGCAGGACAGUAAAACCGUGCGUGUUUACGAUCACUUCCAGGUCAUUCCUCUUAGCUUCAGUCCGAACUUGGAUCGUUUCAACCCGAACAUCCCGGAGUGGAGAGAGGACGUGGGACAUGUGGUCACCAGGAUGCUGGCCAAGAUCACAGGACUUCCUCAGGACUCGAUGGUUACCAUGGUGAAGCCUGGGCUGCCAACCAGAGCCGACUUAUACGUGUUGCCCACAGAGGACACGCCCGCUACGAGGAGUGGGUUUGCAGAUAAGCGCGUGUCCAGCAUAAAGCAGGCUCUGAGAGAGAGUAACGUCAGCUUCAUCGUGCGUGGUGGACUGAGAGUGCUGGUGACUCUGACAGAUCCUGACGCAGACUCCCGGAUCGGUGCUGCAAGUCCCGGAUUCUGGGCUUUGGCUGGCAUUCUUCUCGUCACCUUCGUCACUACAGGACUCUUCCUCCUCUACAAGUUUAAAAGAAAGCUGCCAGGUCGUAACGUCUACGCCCAGAUGCACAACGAAAAGGAGCAGGAAAUGACCAGCCCUGUCAAUCACAGCGACGACACGCAGCACAUCAUCCAGGGGGAGGAGUUCAUCGACGACGACCUCGACUCGCAGACGCUGGGUAACGGCCGAGGCAAUCACUCGGGAGUUGUGCUGAGCAUCACAUCGAGGGAACUGCACGGAUACCUGAGCAGCUGAUGCUCUUUAGCUCCGCCUACCAGAACAGAGGCUGCCUUUAACACCGCACACCUGAAUGGACAAAGCCUUUUAGGCCACACCCACCUGUGACCGUAACACGCCCAGACAGGAGGAAAAGUGAAACUGCACAUACUAACCAUCAGCACAGCAAAACUUCUCUCACCAUCUCUCUCUCUCUCUCUCUCUCUCUCUCUCUCUCUCUCUCUCUCUCUCUAUCAUUCUCUCUGUCUCUUUAUCCAUCUCUUUCUCUUCUUUUUGUCUCUCCAUUCCUCGAUUUAUUAAAUGCUUGAGAGAGUUUGUCAAACACACACACACACACACACACACACACACACACACACACACCCUGUGAGGACAGUUCUCUUUCUUCUCUCCCUCCUUCCUGUCUCUUGGCAUGAUGGGAUGUCCACAGCGCUUACACUUUCACUGAUGCCAAGGGACCAUUUUUACUUCCUGUCACAUGGCUGGUCAGUGCACUCUGACUGGCUAACUCAGAGAGUCUGCUACAGAAUACAGAGGCCACUUUCUUUUUUUUUGUUUAGAUGUCUGUGGUGGUAAUUGUGGUGUGUGAUGUUUUACCGUUUUCUUUAUAAAGUCUCAAACAUUUAGUUUUUAUUUCCAUGUUUUCGUCUUUGGUUUGAGUUGAUGUAUAAAUAUCUUUCUCUCAGGCCCGAGUGGUGGUGUGCUUGGUCUGAAACUGUCACCCAAACCAUGAGUUGUAUGUUUUUUAUGAAAGAAUGGCAGUGAGGAUGUGGUUCGAUAGGUAGGUACAUGACCAGGAUGAGCGAGUAAUUCAGGAGCAGCCAUGUUUAUAGAUACAGCCAAAGGGAACCAUAGACAAUAAUCUCUUUUGUUCAUCCGCAUUCUCAGCUUCUGAUGCAAUAAGAAUUCACAGGAUACUGUCCUCUCUUGAGUCAAAAGGGAUAGAACCAUCUUCCUCACUUAUAUUGUUAUAUUCAGGAGAAAUGCAGCAGGUUUUUUGUGGGAAUUGUAAAAAAAAAGUUUUGAGAGAAGGAUGGUGGACGAGGACUAAAGCCAAAAGCCCUCACAAGAUGUUUGCUUGCUUUACAGCACUAAAACAAAAAAAAAACUGUCCAAGACAUAUACAGUUUUUAUUGUUUAUUUGUUUAGCUUGUGUUUAUUUGGUUGUUGUUCUUGUUUGUGGUCUUUCUUUACGGGAACAACAAAACAAAAAAAAAACUCUCACAAAACAUUUGUUUGUUUGUUUGUUUGUUUGUUGUGCUUCACAACACUAAAGCAAAAAGCGCACCUAAGAUAUAGACUUUUUUGUUGUUUAUUUGUUUAGUUUGUGUUUGUUUGGUUGUUGUUCUUGUCCGUGGUCUUUCUAUUACGGGAAUAACAACAACAACAACAACAAAAAACUCUCACAAAACAUUUGUUUGUUUUGCUUUACAACAUUAAAACAAAAAGCCUGCCUAA
This is a messenger RNA of Ictalurus punctatus (channel catfish), 4933 nucleotides long. RefSeq names its product sortilin-related VPS10 domain containing receptor 2 (gene sorcs2). The record is from RefSeq and is a predicted model, not a curated record. The transcript has 27 exons. NCBI's taxonomy places the organism in Eukaryota, Metazoa, Chordata, Actinopteri, Siluriformes, Ictaluridae. Gene Ontology annotation, molecular function: protein binding. Gene Ontology annotation, cellular component: membrane. The coding region runs from base 158 to 3493 and encodes 1111 amino acids.